GAUCAAAUAAUCUUAACAGUCAUCAGUUCAACAUCAACUGUUCUCUUAACAACUUAAGAUAUUCAUUAAGACAUUUUUCGUCUAUUUCAAACAAACUCAUUUAAAAUGGCAUUCAAAUUCGUCGUUUUGGCCGCUUUCUUAGCAUCUGUCAACGCUGGAGUUAUCCAAGCCCCAUUGGCUUAUUCGCCAGCAGCUUCAGUCAGCACUGCUUAUUAUUCCACCCCGGUAGCAGCCGCCGCUCCCGUUGCAAUCCACGCCCCAGCUGUUGGAGCAACCCAUCAAAGCGUUUUAAGAUCUUUGGGUGGUAACCAAGCUGUAUCCCAUUACUCGAAAGCUGUUGAUAGCGCCUUCUCAUCUGUAAGGAAAUACGACACGAGAAUCACCAACGAUGCUGUCUCCGUAGCUCACACCCCAGUUGCUUAUGCUGCCCAUGCUGCACCAAUUUCUUAUGCCGCCCCAGUUGCUCAUGCUCCAAUCUCUUACGCCGCUCCAGUUGCUCAUGCUCCAAUCUCUUACUCCGCUCCAGUUGCUCAUGCUCCAAUCUCUUACGCCGCUCCAGUUGCAGCCCCAGUUGUUAAAACCGCCGCACUUUCUUACUCACCAGCUGUAGCUGUUGCUCACACAACAUUCGAAGGAUUAGGUGUUCAUUAUGCCUAUUAAGGAUUUUGAUGACGAUUGAUUUGGAUCUGUAAAUUUGUUGGAUGUAACUUAUUUAUUUGUCUGAGUGGUUUAUUUUUAUUAUGUAAUAAAGUUUUUGAACAAAUAA
This is a messenger RNA of Onthophagus taurus, 766 nucleotides long. Lineage: Eukaryota; Metazoa; Arthropoda; Insecta; Coleoptera; Scarabaeidae. The record is from RefSeq and is a predicted model, not a curated record.